Emiliania huxleyi CCMP1516 is the source of this 522-nucleotide messenger RNA. RefSeq lists its product as hypothetical. Lineage: Eukaryota; Haptophyta; Isochrysidales; Noelaerhabdaceae. Gene Ontology annotation, biological process: monoatomic ion homeostasis; transmembrane transport; monoatomic anion transport. Gene Ontology annotation, molecular function: solute:inorganic anion antiporter activity. The transcript is spliced from 3 exons. Gene Ontology annotation, cellular component: plasma membrane. The coding region runs from base 1 to 522 and encodes 173 amino acids. The record is from RefSeq and is a predicted model, not a curated record.
AUGACGCUCUACACGACGCGCAAGGCGCCCGACGGCUCCACCGUGGAGGAGCCGGAGCGCGUGAUCGAGACGCGGCUCACCGGCUUCGGCGUCCACGCGGGCGUGCUCGCCUCGUCGCUCGCGCUGCCCCUCCUCUCCGUCGUGCCGCUCCCGGUCGUGUCUGGCGUCUUUCUCCACCUCGGCAGGCGCGUGGUCGCCGGCAACCUCUUCGUCGAGCGCUGCAAGAAGCUGUGGCUCGAGAAGGGGACGCUCGACCCUCGCGUCGACGGCGCCGAGCGAGAGAUGGUUGCGCUGGGCAGAUGGGCCGUCUUUCGCUUCACGGCGGCCGCUUGCCUGCUCGGGCUCCUCGCUCUCCGGUGCAACCCGUCGACGGCUCUCGUCUUCCCCUCGGUGAUCGGCGUGCUGAUGCUCGUGCGCGUCAAGCUCACCACCAGGGGAUUACGUUUUGGAGCAUUCGGAACCCAGCAGCAGCAGGACUUGCGACUUGGAGCACUUGGCCUUCGGGUAUUCUUGUCAGUAUAA